CGCGCAGGGCGGGGAGAGGCGACGGCUGUGGGCGUCUGGCCCCGAACCUGUCAGACCUGGGAGCCAGCCUCCAGCGGCCGGCGCGGCGGACGCGAGCACUACCCCGCUCUCCCGCUGCGCCGGGUGGAGCAGCGCGAGCCGGCCUCGCUGAGCCGGCGGGGGGCGGGGAGAUGAGCUGCGGCCCCGCGGCAGCGCCCCAGGAUGGGGAGGGACGCGCGGCACUGCCCUCGAGAACUGGCGCUCCGGUGAAGUAGGCGCCGCCGGCCGGCCGCCUCCCCCAAGCCGUUCCGCACCGCGGCCGCUCAGCCUCUGCCAUGGCCGGCUCUGGCGCGUGGAAGCGCCUCAAAUCUCUGCUGAGGAAGGAUGAUGCACCGCUGUUUUUAAAUGACACCAGCGCCUUUGACUUCUCGGAUGAGGCGGGGGACGAGGGGCUUUCUCGAUUCAACAAACUUCGAGUUGUGGUGGCCGAUGACGGUUCCGAAGCCCCGGAAAGGCCUCUUAACGGGGCGCACGCGACCCUCCAGGCCGACGAUGACUCCUUACUGGACCAAGACUUACCUUUGACCAACAGUCAGCUGAGUUUGAAGGUAGACUCCUGUGACAACUGCAGCAAACAGAGAGAGAUACUGAAGCAGAGAAAGGUGAAAACCAGGUUGACCAUUGCUGCCGUUCUUUACUUGCUUUUCAUGAUUGGAGAACUUGUAGGUGGAUACAUUGCAAAUAGCCUAGCAAUCAUGACAGAUGCACUUCAUAUGUUAACUGACCUAAGCGCCAUCAUACUCACCCUGCUUGCUUUGUGGCUAUCAUCAAAAUCACCAACCAAAAGAUUCACCUUUGGAUUUCAUCGCUUAGAGGUUUUGUCAGCUAUGAUUAGUGUGCUGUUGGUGUAUAUACUUAUGGGAUUCCUCUUAUAUGAAGCUGUGCAAAGAACUAUGCAUAUGAACUAUGAAAUAAAUGGAGAUAUAAUGCUCAUCACCGCAGCUGUUGGAGUUGCAGUUAAUGUAAUAAUGGGGUUUCUGUUGAACCAGUCUGGUCACCAUCACUCCCAUUCCCACUCCCUGCCUUCAAAUUCCCCUACCACAGGUUCUGGGUGUGAACGCAACCAUGGGCAGGAUAGCCUGGCAGUGAGAGCUGCAUUUGUACAUGCUUUGGGAGAUUUGGUACAGAGCGUUGGUGUGCUGAUAGCUGCAUACAUCAUACGAUUCAAGCCAGAAUACAAGAUUGCUGAUCCCAUCUGUACAUAUGUAUUUUCAUUACUUGUGGCUUUUACAACAUUUCGAAUCAUAUGGGAUACAGUAGUUAUAAUACUAGAAGGUGUGCCAAGCCAUUUGAAUGUAGACUAUGUCAAAGAAGCCUUGAUGAAAAUAGAAGAUGUAUAUUCAGUCGAAGAUUUAAAUAUCUGGUCUCUUACUUCAGGAAAAUCUACUGCCAUAGUUCACAUACAGCUAAAAUGAGACGUGACUCUACAGAUACCUCAUAGAAGACAAUCCAAGAUCAUACUUCAUUAAUUUGACAGAGUACAUGUCUUAAAGGAAGCAUCAAGAAUUCAAUAUUUGCAUUUAAAAAUACUUUUUAAGUCCAUUUUGUAUUAAGCCAGUGCUGGAAAACUGAAUUUUUUUAUUAUGUAUAAUAAUCUCGACACCCAGCUUCUGGAAUUGCUGCUUUCUUUUUACAGAAAUCACUACCCAACAUAUUUCAGAAAGUACUAGUAGUUAUCCCAAAAGUGGAAUAAGCAUGUAUUCCUAAGUGUUUCAGAAAUGUUUUAUUUCACAAAUAAGUUUUAAUGUUAUUGUUAUGGUUAUACUUUGUAAACAACCUUUUCCAGAUGCUACAGGGUUUUGAAUCUCAAAGUUAACAUUUUUGAUUAUUUGUAAUCUUAGAACCAAAUCUUUACUUAUUGUGGUCACUGUUAUUCAAUGAUUUAGGAAAUACUUUCAAUAUUAUUCUGAAUGGCUGAAGUUAGUCUUAAACUCAAAUUACUAUAUAAUGAUUUAAAACAAAAUAAAGGAGCGAGGAUGGCUGUUGGAGUUUCAGGUUUAUGUCUUCCCGACAUCACUUUUAUCAUUCAUGGAAUUGUCUUAAAAAGGCAAGAGACUGCAAAAUGUAAACAGUAAUCUUCGUUCCCUUUAAGAACUGCCAACAAUUUGUACAAAAAACGUGGUACGUUGCUUCCCGCCUCCACACCAGGUCACCUGUGCAUGUCUUUCAGGGUCAGUGCUAGAGGGUUCAGUCUAUAAUUCCCAUCUUUCACAUAGACUUUCACAACAUUACCCCAGAGAGAAUUUUAUGUUGUAUGAUGUGGGUUAUGUUUUAUUAUGCAUUUAAUGUUUUAUGAUAUGGGUUAGGAUUCUCCAUGGACUCCAGAAACCCUAAAAUACAAUUUUGAGGUCUUCCAAUAAUACCAUAGCAGAAAUAUCCAGGGGGUUGGGGGGAAGAUACUACUUUGAGAAAACAGAAAUGUAAAGGAUUUUUGACCUUAUGUGU
This is a messenger RNA of Rhinopithecus roxellana (golden snub-nosed monkey), 2484 nucleotides long. It is a transcript of the gene SLC30A4, whose product is annotated as solute carrier family 30 member 4. Lineage: Eukaryota; Metazoa; Chordata; Mammalia; Primates; Cercopithecidae. Gene Ontology annotation, molecular function: zinc ion transmembrane transporter activity. The transcript has 8 exons. The record is from RefSeq and is a predicted model, not a curated record. Gene Ontology annotation, biological process: response to zinc ion; zinc ion transmembrane transport. Gene Ontology annotation, cellular component: plasma membrane. The coding region runs from base 315 to 1454 and encodes 379 amino acids.